GGAAUGGACGCAUCAAUCGACGCCCUUACCGCCCUUGCAAGGGCCCACACUCUCCUCGUAUCCGGCAAAUGCUCAGCAGACAUUGCAGCAGUCGCACAAACAGGAUCAGAUCUCGCUUCAUGUUCAUACCAUAUGUUGUUGUUGAGGGCGGAGGAGACGGCAAAUAAUGCACCACUGCUAAACGAGCCACGCCCCGGCUCACCCGUACGCAGGAACUUCUCAGGGCCAAGCGGCUCCGGAGUGACACGACGGAGUUUCGCUUCUCUCAUCCUGGCCCUCCUGAAGAAUCGAUCUGGUCGCUGGCAUGGCACAUGACACAGCUGCUGCUGAAGCACCAACAAAUCUCAAGGCAGGCGAUGAAUCGAUCACUGCAAGUGCUGUUCUGGCAGACAGCCUGAGUGAAUCCCCGGAAAAGCAGAGAGAGAGCCCCGAGCAUUCUGAAGAUGAUGAGUGGAAACAUCUUCCACGCAAAGCAGACGGCUUGACGAUCCCAAUCGUCCUUGUUCUUGUCGUCGGCGGGCUGGAGCGAGCUGCUUUCUAUGCUGUUACAGCACCAUGGCAGAACUACAUGCAGAAUCAUGCCGAUGGGGACCACGUGCCGGGCGCGCUUGGACUGGGACAGUCAAGAGCCACAGCAAUCAGUAACACCUACAUGGUCUUCUCUUCCUUGACUCCCAUACCUCUUGCCAUUAUAGCAGAUCUGUGGCUUGGGAGGUACAAGACCUUGGUGAUCAGCCUCAGCCUCGGCGCAUCAGGAUGUAUCGUACAGCUGAUCACAUCCAUUCCUGCUUUGCUCCGAUCAGGUGCAGGCCCAGCCGGGCUUGGAAUAGCGAUGGUGCUUAUAGGCAUUGGAACCGGCGGUAUCAAGUCAGUAUUCUCUCCGUUCCUGGGCGAUCAAUGCUCUCAUCACGAAUCUCGAGUGGUGGAAAAGCCAGAUGGGGCGCGUGAGGUGAUUGACUAUCGUUUGACGCUGCAAUUCAUGUACAAUGUCUUCUAUGGAAUUACAAACUUCGCAUGCCUUUCCAUCAUCCCUAGCACGUUCCUUGAACGAACCACAGGGUUCUGGGCAGCUUACUUGCUCGCGACUGCGUGCACUUGUACUGGUCUGAUACUUCUUCUAGCGACUUCACGUCACCUUGUUAAGGUUUUGCCUGGCGAGAAUAUACUCGUGCCAAUGUCAAAAGUCCUCUCAUGCGCCAUGAGAAAUGGCUUCGACUUGCGCCGAGCCAAAAGCAGUUAUCAGUCAGAACAUCAUGGUCAUGUUCCGUCCUACUCUGAUGAAUUUGUUGAUGAAGUCCGCCAGACACUCCUCACGUGCCGGGUCUUAUUGUCAUUUGCGGUUUUCUACCUCUGCGCAAACCAGAUGAUCAACAAUCUGGUAUCGCAAGCGGGGCAAAUGGAGCUGUCUGGCGUUCCGAACGACAUGAUCCCCAGCUUCGCUUCAAUUGCAUGCAUACUGUUCGCUCCAAUCCUGCAAGCAUUCUGGAGCUCCCUUGCACGUCGAAAGAUAACGCUCAGCGCACUUUUCCAGAUCGAGCUGUCCUUUGUUCUCUGCGCCAUUGCGAUUGGAUUCGCAUCUUUGACUCAACACUUAAUCUAUCAGUCGCCGCCAUGCUAUGACCGACCAAGGAAAUGCGGCAUCACAACAGGUCCAAACAAGAUUAGCGUGUGGGUUCAACUGCCGAUCUACAUCAUUGCAGCUCUAGCAGAGACUAUUGGAUUCGUCAUUGCAGGCGAGUAUGCAUACUCGCAUUCGCCGCAGAAUGCGAAGAGCAUGAUACAAGCGUUCUCGCAAGUGGCCGCAGCUUUGGGGAGCAUUCUUGGACUCGCCACGAGCCCAGCCGCACGGGAUCCAUGGCUGGUCAUAUACUACGCUGCAUUGGCGGGUGUUAUGCUGAUCGCUGCUAUCGGAUUUUGGUGGCUCUUUGGCAAAGGCUGGAGACGAGACGGCAACGAUGAGGCUGAAUGAGUCUGCCGAGGACAGCACAGCAGACGGCGAAUGUCGGUCUAGUAUAACGGACAGGCAGCAUGCAACCUUCCAACCGGGGGAAAUGGUGAUCGACACGAGAUCCUACAGUACAGCGUCUUCACGCAUCGG
Molecule: messenger RNA, 2098 nt
Organism: Pseudocercospora fijiensis CIRAD86
Lineage: Eukaryota; Fungi; Ascomycota; Dothideomycetes; Mycosphaerellales; Mycosphaerellaceae
Exons: 6
Coding region: 305-1969 (554 amino acids)
Biological process (GO): transmembrane transport
Cellular component (GO): plasma membrane; fungal-type vacuole
Molecular function (GO): dipeptide transmembrane transporter activity; tripeptide transmembrane transporter activity
Source: RefSeq, a predicted model, not a curated record